GGCUGCCGGAGUGGUGGGCUGCCAGGCGGGCUGCGCAUGGGCGGAGCCUAUCCUCUUGCUACCCAGCGGUGCCUUGCGCUCGGCCCCGUGUAGGCCGCGCGGCAGGCGGUAUGGCGGUAGCGGUGCGCGCGCUUCAGGAGCAGCUGGAGAAGGCCAAGGAGAGCCUCAGGCACGUCGAUGAGAACAUCCGCAAGCUCACGGGCAGGGACCCCAAUGAUGUGAGGCCCCCUCAAAACAGACUGUUAGCCAUCACAGGCCCUGGUGGAGGUAGGGGGCGUGGGAGCUUAUUGCUAAGGCGUGGAUUCUCGGAUAGUGGAGGAGGACCCCCAGCCAAACAGAGGGAUCUUGAAGGGGCAACCAGUAGGCUGGGUGGAGAACGUCGGACAAGAAGAGAAUCACGCCAAGAAAGCGACGCAGAGGAUGACGAUAUUAAAAAGCCAGCGUUGCCAUCUUCUGUUGUUGCUACCUCCAAAGAGCGAACACGUCGAGACCUUAUACAAGAUCAAAAUAUGGAUGAGAAGGGAAAACAAAGGAAUCGACGUAUAUUUGGCUUGUUGAUGGGCACUCUUCAAAAAUUUAAACAGGAGUCCACAGUUGCUACUGAAAGGCAAAAGAGACGCCAAGAAAUUGAACAAAAACUUGAAGUGCAGGCAGAGGAAGAAAGAAAGCAAGUUGAAAAUGAAAGGCGAGAACUGUUUGAAGAAAGACGUGCUAAACAGACAGAGCUGCGGUUACUGGAGCAAAAAGUUGAGCUUGCCCAGUUGCAAGAAGAAUGGAAUGAACAUAAUGCCAAAAUAAUUAAGUACAUAAGAACAAAGACAAAACCCCACUUAUUCUACAUACCUGGCAGAAUGUGUCCUGCUACACAGAAGCUGAUGGAAGAGUCACAGAAAAAGAUGAAUGCACUCUUUGAAAGCAGGCGAAAUGAAUUUGCGGAGCAGAUUAACAAAAUGGAAGCCAGGCCCAGAAGACAGUCUGUGAAGGAAAAAGAACAGCACGAGGUGCAGAAUGAAGAAAAGAAGCAAGAACAGAACAAGGAGCAGGAGGAGGGUAAGAUGCCUCAGCAGGUGGAAGAGUUGGAGACAGGUAAUCAGCACAAUGAUGUAGAAAUGGAAGAGGUAGGGGAGGAGAAGGGAAAAACAGGUUCAGGGCAUAGCGAUGCAGAGAAAGAACAGGAAGAGGAUGAACAGAAACAUGAAAUGGAGAUUAAGGUAGAAGAGGCUACUGAGAUGAGGGAGAAUGACAAACAACAGGAUGGUCAGCACGAAGAGGUCACAGUUGUAAAAGAGGAAAGUGAAAACAUUCAGCCAGUGGAUAAUGAGCAGGAUGUGGCUGAAAUGAAUGAUGCAGGUGGUAUAGAACCUGUAGAAAAUGAAAAUGGCAAGGAAGUGGAACCAGAAACAGAGUGUGAUGCUCAGCCAGAAAAAGGGUGUAACGUGCCUUCUCCCAAGAUGGAGAAAGGUACCAAACCAGAAACUGAACCUGAAGAAAAACAAGAGAAGGCACCUGAAGGUCAGCCAGAACCUGUGGCUGAGCCUCUGUCUCAGCCACAGUCUGUGCCACUGUCACAGUCACCUCAGUUGUCUCAGUCCACUCAGGAUACAGAGCCCCAGGCAGACAAGGAUGAAAAUGCUGUGGUGUCUGUAAAGGUAGUUGAGGCACAGACAGAGCAGAAUCAGACACCCAGUGCAGAAAUUAAGAGUAAGACUAGGAGUAGAAGCAGGGGUAGGGCAGGGAACAAAACUGGUAAGACUCAUAGCCAUAGUAGCAGCAGCAGUAGCAGUAGUAGUACUUCAAGCAGUACUAGUAGUGGAAGUAGUACCAGCACUGGCAGCACUAGCAGCCGGAGUAGUUCCACCAGCAGCAGCACUACAAGUGGAAGUACUAGCAGGGACAGUAGCAGCAGUAGCUCUACCAGUAGUGGAAGUAGAAGUCGUAGCCGAGGAAGAGGGCAUAACAGAGAUAGAAAACGCAGAAGGAGCACAGACAGGAAGCGGAGGGAUGCUUCAGGAGUAGAUAGAAGUCACAAGUCCUCAAAAGGUGGGAGCAGAGAUACCAAAAGCUCAAAGGAUAAAAGUUCAAGAUCUGACAGAAAGAGAUCCAUAUCAGAAAGUAGUCGGUCAGGGAAGAGAACUUCACGCAGUGAAAGAGAUCGUAAAUCAGACAGGAAAGACAAAAGGCGUUAACAGAAGAGACCAAGCUUCCUUAGUGUAAUCUUUGCAGCGGAAGAUUAUGUGAGUGAAAGGAUUCCUUGUAAGGAGGAGGAGAAGGCUGCCUUAAGAAUUGCAUGCUGUAAAAAAUCUUUUGGAAAACAAAUGCAGACUGUUUAUCAGGCAUUCUUGUACUUUUUACAUAAUUUUGUAAAAGGUUACUUACCAAAACAUUGUGAAGUUCCUGAAAAUGUAAAAAUAAAGGAUUAACACUCCUUUGCAUCUUUUUUUAAAUAUCCUGUACUCAUUAAGAUUCUCUGUAUAUUUUAAUAGGCAAAUCUUUAAGUAGGUGCGAUUGCUUCUGUAUCAUACACUUCUUUUUUUUUUUUGUAGAAAUAAAUGUGCAUUUUAAAUAAA
This is a messenger RNA of Neopsephotus bourkii (Bourke's parrot), 2567 nucleotides long. RefSeq names its product pinin, desmosome associated protein (gene PNN). Gene Ontology annotation, cellular component: catalytic step 2 spliceosome. Lineage: Eukaryota; Metazoa; Chordata; Aves; Psittaciformes; Psittacidae. The record is from RefSeq and is a predicted model, not a curated record. The transcript is spliced from 9 exons. Bases 111 to 2186 code for a protein of 691 amino acids.